This is a messenger RNA of Anopheles aquasalis, 3082 nucleotides long. It is a transcript of the gene Tbc1d22, whose product is annotated as TBC1 domain family member 22. Gene Ontology annotation, molecular function: GTPase activator activity. NCBI's taxonomy places the organism in Eukaryota, Metazoa, Arthropoda, Insecta, Diptera, Culicidae. The record is from RefSeq and is a predicted model, not a curated record. Gene Ontology annotation, biological process: activation of GTPase activity.
CACAAGGAAAAACGCACUGUGUUUCGGUUGGGUUUUGUAGUGAUCUCUGCUCGGGCGGGCUGCGAAAAACACCAGCGACCAUCGCAGGGCGGUCAAGGGGACCGUAACCCGUAAUUAAUCUCCCACAGCAGUGUUUUUGUUUAGCCCGACAUUGCUUUUCAGCCGACCAACGGACUGCUUUUCUCGCCGGACCCCCGACCGACGAUCUAGCCAACACCGCAACCGCAACUGACCUCCCUCUCUUCUACCUGUGGUAUGCCCUUAUCGACGACGUGAAUUCCGGAAGAUCGACGGUGACUUUCCGGGGUGCGCGCCGUCUGGACUCGGAAGAAGAGCUUCAAAACUAGUGGCUAACGGGACAAGGAUGCAAAGGGCCGCAACUGUUGCCACCUGGCUCGCUUGAUGACCCUCGCUCUACGCCGUGGCAUAAUUAAGGGGAGCCAGCAACCACCGCCCUGAUUCUUCGACAGUCAUCGGGCUGUGCUGGGACUCGUUGUUGGGGUCUGCCACCAGCACGAUUCUCUCGCGUUACGCUCUUCGCGCCGAGCAUACCAUAGGCAAUCGGUGAGGAUAUGAGCGCUAGUGGUGCGGGCAGUUCGACGGCCACCGGUGGCGCAACGGCCACGGCUACCGCCACCACCACCGACAGCGCCACAUCGUCCUCCUUUUGGCGCACCAACAGCCGCUCGAUACCGGGCCGACCGACCACGGUGGCGAAUCGGAUCGGCUCCGGUCGACCCAUCGGAUCCGGCUCCGGUUCGAACUCGUUCCAGGACUACCAGGAAUCGGUGAGCGAUGCCUGGGAUCUGGGUGACGAUGAGUUCUGCAUCAUUUCCGGUGUAGUCGAUACACGCAUCUCGAAACGAGCCUCACAGACGGCCGCCCUGAACGUGAUCAAAACACACAAGAGCGGCAGCAAAGCCCAAUCCGGCGAAGCAUUUCCCAGUAUUGCGCGCACCGGAACACCGGCCGAUGCAGCGAGUCGAUUAGAGCAAGCGGCGGAUCAUCGAGAAUGUCAGCAAGCAACGGGAGCAACAGUGGUGGGACACGAUGGAACAGAAGUAGGCAUUGAAAAUCUGGAUCUACAACCGAACCGUCUACCGCAAUCACCAGUUUCCGGACCAGGAGGCCCUGGUAGCCCAAAUGAUGGUUCCACCGUGUACGAUCAUCGAAUUCGUCAAAGGUUUCACGCUUACCCGGGCCGACCGCAGCCGCUAAAGCUGUCCUCUAACGUGGCAUCGAAGGAUGUUGAGUGUGAGUCCAAGUACGAAAAGUUCAGCAACAUCCUCGAGGCACCGUUGCUGAACUUGAUCGCCCUCAAGGAGCUUAGUUGGUCGGGUGUUCCACGUAAGAUGCGUGCAGUGACGUGGCGCUUGCUGUCCGGCUACCUGCCGACCAGCCUGGAACGGCGGCAGACCGUACUGGAGCGGAAGCGAGUUGAUUAUCGCAAGCUCGUCCAGCAGUACUUCGAUGCGGAACGGCGCGAUGAAAGCCAGCAGGACACGUACCGACAGAUACACAUCGAUGUACCGCGUAUGAACCCGCACGUGGCGCUGUUCCAGCAGCAGCUCGUGCAGGAGAUGUUCGAACGUAUUCUCUUCAUCUGGGCCAUCCGGCAUCCGGCGUCUGGCUAUGUGCAGGGCAUCAACGAUCUCGUGACACCGUUCUUCAUCGUCUUCCUGCAAGAGGCUGUCGGACCGGAUAAAGAGCUGGAACAGUGCCAACUGGGGGCGCUCAGCAUCGAGCAGCGCGAUAUCAUCGAAGCCGAUUCGUUCUGGUGUUUGUCCAAGUUUCUCGACUGUAUCCAGGAUAACUACAUCUUUGCCCAGCUCGGUAUCCAGGCGAAGGUGAACCAGCUGAAGGAACUUAUCCAACGGAUCGACGGGACACUACAUCGUCACCUUCAGGCGCACGGUGUUGACUAUCUGCAGUUCUCCUUCCGCUGGAUGAACAAUCUGUUAACGCGCGAAUUGCCACUGUACUGCACCAUCCGGCUCUGGGAUACGUAUCUGGCCGAAUCGGACGGGUUCGCCGUGUUCCAACUAUACGUUUGUGCCGCUUUUCUGCUCCAUUGGCGCGAUCAGCUACUGCAGGAGAAGGAUUUCCAGGGAUUAAUGCUACUGUUACAGAAUCUGCCAACCCACAACUGGAUGGACUCGCAUAUCGGGGUGCUGGUGGCGGAAGCGUUUCGUCUCAAGUUCACGUACGCCGACGCCCCGAAGCAUCUGGAGGGUAAAAGUUGACCCGGACUGGCAUCGGGCGACGCCGGGUAUCACAACUAUUGUAGAAACUAUCUUUAUAAAUUUAUCUAAGGCCGCGCGCGGGGGCCCCGUUUGUGUUUUGUUUCUGACGGGGGGUGGGCGAAGGCGAUGGUGGGAUGGGUGUCACGCCACGCGGGCAAGCCUUGGGCGCUACGAAUUUGGUCGAAAAGCAAAUGUUGCUUGUACAACAAGUGUGACUGACAAGUGUGGGAACAAGAAAAGCAAAUAACAAAACGACAACAACGGAGCAGGGAGGAAAGAUUACGAAUCUAGGGUGUAAGAGACAAUGGUGUAAGAGGCCAAUGAUAUGGAAGAGCUUCCCCCACCUCCCAUCAACUCGGUCCGUUAUCAUUUACCGUCUCGUAUCAUUCUCGACUAUCGCGACUUCCCACUGUGUGUGCGUGGUGAUCGGUGGAAAAUGAGUAUUAAGCCUGCCUUGUUCUCGGGAUCCGUUUUGGGUCCACCGCCAACCCUCUCACCGCAUCCGAUUGAGAAGUAACACCAGAUUACCUUGACUCUCAACAAACCCUCUUCGAAAGAGCAGGCGCCGACAGGAGUGGAGUGGUCGCUGGUCCCUGGCCAGGACCAAUGCAUCGACACGAUUUUUAUGAGCAGCAGACAACAUACUUAACACCGGAGCGCAAGGUAAAAACGGAAAGUGAGACAGACAGACAUGAUGUGGUGAACGGGACCUCUGAAACGUGUUGAUGGAGCUGGAAAAUCUUAUAUAAAUAUGUACCGAAGGAUAGCGGGGCUGGAAUCGAAGCGAAAGAUCAUCAACCAAUUAGUUAAUUGUAAGAAAAUAAAUGAAAGUAAAUCAA